Zingiber officinale is the source of this 759-nucleotide messenger RNA. Its product is annotated as embryogenesis-like protein. The transcript has 2 exons. The record is from RefSeq and is a predicted model, not a curated record. Bases 41 to 478 code for a protein of 145 amino acids. NCBI's taxonomy places the organism in Eukaryota, Viridiplantae, Streptophyta, Magnoliopsida, Zingiberales, Zingiberaceae.
CGACUUGGAAUUGGAUUCCGUUGGAAAGCCCUCGUUCAGCAUGCGGCGGACCGCUUCAUCUCUCCUUCUCAAAUCCCUCUCCACCUUCUCCACCGAAACCCUCAACCGCCGACCGAUUCCCCUCCUGCUCCCUUUACCUUCGGCCGUCCCAGUUAGAUGGCGCCCGCUUCUUUCGAAUCAAGGCCGUCUCGGCUUCUCCACCGGCGGGGCGGCGGUCGAUUACCUCAAGGAAGUGGACGAGAUAAACUUAAAGUUCGCGGAGGCCAGGGAGGAGAUCGAAUCCGCUAUGGAGUCGAAGGAGACGAUUUACUUCGACGAGGAGGCGGAGUGCGCUCGCGAGGCGGUAAAGACGGUGCUGGACAUGUUCGAGGGGCUUCUGGGUAGGCUGCCAGAGAAAGACCAGACGGCGCUGAAAAGGUCGAUGGGCCUUAAGAUCGAGCAGCUGAAGGCGGAGUUCAAACAGCUGGAUGAUGAAUGAUUCUAGAGAAAAGGAAGUAGAGAUUGAAGUUGAAUGAUACAACUAAAUUACAAGAUUUGGGUUGGUAUUCCCUAGAAGAUUAAACUAGUUUGCUUUGACUCUGUCAUGUCAAGUUUUUUCUCAUCAGAGUUAUUUUCUCUACAUUCAUCAUGGAGUGUUAUUGAUAUCUAUGACAUUCUUAUUCUCUUUAAUCACUGUAGUUGUUUUGAUUAUUAGACCUUAUUGUAAAUAAUAUCUGAUACAAUGAAAGUUAAUAUACUCCGAAGGCAAUUUGUGAUAUC